Molecule: messenger RNA, 2066 nt
Organism: Brassica napus (rape)
Lineage: Eukaryota; Viridiplantae; Streptophyta; Magnoliopsida; Brassicales; Brassicaceae
Product: 50S ribosomal protein L19-1, chloroplastic-like
Exons: 6
Coding region: 1200-1889 (229 amino acids)
Biological process (GO): translation
Cellular component (GO): ribosome
Molecular function (GO): structural constituent of ribosome
Source: RefSeq, a predicted model, not a curated record
CCUCAUCGCAAUCAUUCUAAAAAAAACACUUAAAGCAUCAUCUCUCGAAUCAAACUAAAACCCUAGAAAUGGCGAUCUCUAAGGCUACCGUUGUUGCUCUCGUCGCGGUGAUUGUCUCCGUCGUCGCUACCGUCGCUUCGGCUCAGGUUGAGGCGCCUGCUCCGAGUCCUACUUCUGGAUCUGGUUCGUUCUCGCCGUCGAUCGUGUCAGCUGGUGUUGCGGCCGUAGCGGCUCUUGUUUUGGGAUCUGCUCUUAGGAUCUAACUCUGUGUGAUGGAGAUUCGUACAGAGAUAGGUUUUUGAAAAUUUUCCAUCGGAUAUAGAUAUCUCAGUCUCUUCUUUUACUUUAUUAACCUUCAUAUCAUUGUGAAGGAUAUAUUAUUGUGUGGCUUUGUAAUUUCUAGACGGUUUUUAGUUAUGCGAUAUUGUUUUUGAUUAUGAUUCUAUUUAUUUAUGGAUGUUGCUCAGAUUUAUCUUUCUUGUUCUCUGCUUAAUUAUUUAUUAUGCUUACGGUUACACAUCAGGUUUAUUAUUAUCCGACGCGUUCUAAAUCGAAUUAUUCCAGACCGAAAAUUAAUUGAAAUGCUGCUUGAUUGCUAAGCUAUUCAAUGCCUAAUCCUGGCUAAAAUGAAACGAGAAGGCAAAAAAAAUGACAAGGGAACAUGCAAAGGAGUCAAAAGGAAAAUGGAGUUUAGAGAUUUAUACAAAAGAAACCCGUUAAAGCGCAUAUGUUUUUUUUCAAACAACGGAUGAUUAAGUCACAACAGUAGUCCACAGGUUUUUAUUCUUUGUCAACAAAGGUUCUAUUUGGUUACACACACAGUCGCAUCAAAUUGGUAUAUGAGGAUUAUUCAUUCAUAAUCCAAAGAUGACAUCAGUUAAACAUUUUACUAGUAGAUAAAAUUUCUAUCAUAAUAUAAUUCAAGUGAAGAAAAAAACAAAAUCUAUCUGAUCACUCUUAUGUUAAUUACACAAAAAGGCAGGACACGAAAAAAAGAAAAAGAAAAAAAAGAAAGGGCUUAUUUGUUGUAAGUAUAAAACAUCAGGGGUUCAAAUGCAAAUUAUCAUAAAAGAAUAGUAGAACCCUGGAGGAGGAGGAAGAAGAAGCGAGGGUUUUGUUUGAAGCUCAAACUCCGCCAAUCACUGGGCAAAACUUAACAGACUUUGGAGGCAUUAGAUCGUGUCUUCUUGUCGGAGAAAAUGCAAUCGAUUUGUAGUAGCAGUACAAGGUUGCUUCAGAGGAACCGUUUCUCCAUCUCCAACACUCUUCUUCGUUUCACUUCGUCUUCUUCUCCAAGCUGGUCUGAAAAUGAAUCGAGGAAGCUAGCAGGGUCUGAUCCUCUCCCUUCCACCAGAGUUUUCGAUUCAUAUCUCAUCAGCUCGUUGACAAAGGCAGCUUCUUUCUCUUCCCCAGUACCUAAACAAAGCUUUACGUAUUCGUCGAGGUGCUUUUCCACCGUUGGAGACUCUGUUCCUCAAGGAUUCCCUGUUGUGUCAGCUCCUGAUGUGCCUCCGAGAAUCAAGUUCAAGCGGCUUGAUAAAACCGCCAAGCAUAUAAUGCAGAUUGUAGACAAGGAGGCGGUUGAGGAAGUGAGAAAUGGUAGAGAGAUACCAGAGAUAAGGCCCGGUUACAUUGUGCAGCUUAAAGUGGAAGUGCCUGAGAACAAGAGGCGUGUUUCAAUCGUAAAAGGCAUUGUCAUAGCGAGGCGUAAUGCUGGUCUUAACUCUACUUUUAGGAUUAGAAGGCUUGUUGCUGGAGUCGGUGUCGAAUCCAUGUUUCCCUUGUAUUCGCCAAACCUGAGGGAGAUUAAGGUGUUGGACAAGAAGAGAGUAAGAAGAGCCAAACUUUAUUACCUCAGAGACAAGAUGAACGCUCUUAAGAAGCAUUAGCACCUUAAUAAUCAAAUCAUAAAAGAAAGUUGUCUACUCUCUUCAAACAAAAGUCUUGAUGUUUUUUUAGUGACGAUUUGAUCUUAAGUCACAUAUUGGACUCUAUUGAACAAUCCAUAUUGUUCCCCACAAAGCAAAUGUUGUGCCAUUUUUGAAUCAACAUAAAAAUUAAAUCUC